Molecule: messenger RNA, 1119 nt
Organism: Rangifer tarandus platyrhynchus (Svalbard reindeer)
Lineage: Eukaryota; Metazoa; Chordata; Mammalia; Artiodactyla; Cervidae
Source: the annotation of a GenBank genome assembly
AUGGCGAGGGCAGGGCCCGGGAGGGCCGGGGGCGCCCGCCGGGGCCGGGAACAGCGGCGGCCCCCGACGUGGGAGAUCUCGGACUCGGACGCCGAGGGCCCGGCUAGCGUGGAGACCCCCGCGACGACUCGGGAGCCGGCGGGAGAGCGCAGGCCGGCGGCCGAGGCGCUGCGGUGGCUGCGGCCCGGGCAGGCGGUGCGUCGCCUGGCGGUGCUCGUGGACCCAGCCGUCCUGGAAGACGCGGGUGCCGACACCCUGAUGGAGGCCCUGCACGCCCUGGGCUGUGAGCCCCGCGUGGAGCCGCAGCGCCCGGCGCGGAGCCUCCGCUGGAGCCGAGCGAGCCCAGACCCUUGCCCGCGCGAUGUGCCCCCUGAGGUGUGGGCUGAGGAUGAGCCCCACGUGCUGCUGCUGCUGGAGCCUGAAGAGUUUGUACGCGGAGUGGUCCAGCUGACCCAGGUAUGUGGCCUGACCUGUUCUGUGCCCUGGGUCACACCUGAGAGCCCUGCCUGCCUCCACCUGGCUGUCAUCGGGCUGGACGCUUACCUGUGGUCUCAGCAGCCCAGAGCCCAGGAGACACAGCAGCCAGGGCAUCCAGCGGUCACUCGCACCAAGGGGGCGGUCGGCUGGCCUGAGGUGGAGGAGGCCCUGGUGCACCUGCAGCUCUGGGCGAACGUGGACGUGCUGCUGGUGGCCUCCUGGCAGGAGCUGAGCCAGCACGUGUGCGCCUUCACCAAGGCCCUCGCCCAGCGCCCCUUCAAGCAGGCCCGGGAGUCUGGGGCCUUCCCCUUCUGCACCUCUGGGCGCUGGGCGGCAGGCGAGCGAGUGGCCAGAGACGGCGCAGGGCUGCGGGGGGCCUGGUGGCGGCAGGUCAGGCAGUUCAACCGCGUCAGCCCGGCCGUGGCUGACACUGUUGUCAGUGCCUUCCCAUCCCCCCGCCUGCUGCAACAGGCGUACAUGGCCUGUGGCAUGGAGCAGGAGCGCCUGGCCCUGCUGGCCGACCUCCCAGUGAAGACGGGCAAGGGUGUGCCGCCCCGCAGGGUGGGGCCCGACCUCUCCCGCCGCAUCUGCCUCUUCCUGACCACCACUGACCCCGACCUCCUGCUGGACCUGGGUUCCUGA